Miscanthus lutarioriparius is the source of this 1458-nucleotide messenger RNA. Lineage: Eukaryota; Viridiplantae; Streptophyta; Magnoliopsida; Poales; Poaceae. The record is from the annotation of a GenBank genome assembly.
AUGAUCUUCUCGAGUAACCUCAGGCAUGUCAGAUCUCUCUACCAGCUAGUAGUUGUGAACAAAACCCUCCUAGUCAUCGCCGUUUCACUGAUCAUUACCGGAAUCUUCUUUGGGGCUCUACAUCUGGGUUUCAGUCAGCAUAUUGCGCAUGUCGAUCUCCAUGCCCUGCAACCCAUCCACUGGUUUCUAGCCCUAGCAGCCGCACUUACCUAUUAUUAUCUCCUGAACCACUCCCACAAUGUAUACCUUGUUGAUUAUGCUUGUUUCAAGCCGAAUUUCCUCUACCGUUCUCCCCGUUCCACCUUCAACGAGCACAUGCACUCCAUGCCAUUCCUUGAAGACCGCACCAAACACUUCAUCACACGUGUGGCCGAGCACUCAGGACUCGGCGAUGAGACCUGCCUCCCCCAUGCCUUCUCCUAUAUGCCUCCAAUCUACAAUUUGAGGGAAGCCCGAAGUGAGGCAGAGUUGGUCGUUUUCUCGACAAUUGAUGACCUUUUCAGCAAGUCGUCAAUCAAACCAAGUGCAAUUGAUAUACUGAUAGUCAACUGCAGCGCGUUCGCCCCAACACCAUCGUUCAGUGACAUGAUCAUAAACAGAUACAAGCUUCGUAGUGAUAUCUAUAGCCUGCACCUCUCCGGGAUGGGGUGCAGUGCAGGACUCAUAUCGGUGGGACUAGCCAAGAACCUUUUGCAGAGCACACCACAUGGCAGAUAUGCAUUGGUAGUGUCUACGGAGACGAUCUCAAACCUGAUGUACAAGGGGAAGAAACGAGAGAUGCAUUUGCCCAGUGUCCUAUUCCGCAUGGGUGGGGCUGCUGUAUUGCUAUCGAAUUCUAGGAACAAUAAGCAGGCACGAUACCGGCUCAGCCACCUCACUCGAAUGAUUACUACCUCCAGCGAAAGUGCUCACAAUUGUGUGAAGCUAGACGAAGAUGAGGAGGGAAACAUGGGCGCCAUCCUAUCCAAGGACAUCAUUGCUGUUUCUGGCGAGGCGUUGAAGACAGGUAUCAGCUCCAUUGGCCCCCUUAUCCUCCCAGCCACGGAGAAGCUACUGUUUCUGCUUUCCUGCAUGGCACGGAAGGUUCUCAAUGAUAGGAUAAAACUGUAUGUCCCAAACUUCUGCACGGCCGUAGAGCACUUCUGCAUCCAUCCUGGUGGACCAGCAGUGAUCGAUGCUGUCCAAAAUAACCUCCGUCUCUCGGACACGCAUGUCGAGCCAUCACGGAUGACACUGCAUCGGUUUGGGAACACAUCCAGCAGCUCUUUGUGGUACGAGCUAGCAUAUGUUGAGGCUAAAGGUAGGAUGUGCAAGUAUGAUCGAGUGCUGAUGAUUGCAUUUGGCUCGGGUUACAAGUGCAACAUCGCUGUAUGGGAGUGUAUCCAGCAACCCCGCUUUGCUGAUGGACCAUGGGCCAAGUGCAUCCAUCAGUAUCCAAAAAACCAUUGCCCAAACUAA